UUGUGAUUUUUGUGGUAAUGGGGAAGCAUUGAUCCAGUCAUUCAUACUGUAACUUCACGCAGUCCAAAGUCCAGGCCCACCAGCUUACACACACACACACACACACAGACAGCAAGUGGGCAGGACUUCAAGCCGGUAAGAGGCGGAGUGCACAAGGGAGAAAACAGAUUAUACAUCUCUUGCCUGGCGCUGGACGGCCAAUGAAACGCUACUCAAGAGGAUACUUUAUUGUGUCAACAAUACCCGAUAAGAGAAGGCAGAGUUCCGGAGCGAUGCGGCAUGUGUUGAUUUUCAAGAACGAAAACUGAAUCGAGGAAUGGGAGCGUCGUACCAGCGGCCACACCACAACAUGACCCAACUUCAAACUCGUGGUGCGCACUAGCGGCGAUCGAAGGCGCGGAUAAGCCGAUGAUGAGUUUCCUGUAAACUGUUGAUAAAACGCGUGGAUUGGACGGUAAUUGAUCCCAAGGGACGCGUAGCGAUGGCCACUCCGGUGCAUCCGGAGACCAGGAAAUUUACGCGGGGUCUGGGUAAACCUGGCACCGCUGCUGAACUCAGGCAAAGUGUCUCGGAGGUGGUGAGGACGUCGGUGCUGGUCGUAAAACCAAAGGUGAUCGAGCCGCUCGAUUAUGAAAAUGUGCUGGUGCAGAGGAAGACGCAGAUCCUUAGCGAUGUCCUCAGAGACAUGCUGCAGUUCCCCCUUGAGGACUUUGAGAUUUCAACUUUGAGGAGACAAGGGAGAACCCUGUACCCCACAGUGCCUGAAAAUGCAGAGAGGGAGGCCCAGAGUCUGUUCGUCCAAGAGUGCAUUAAGACCUACAAGUCAGACUGGCAUGUGGUCAACUACAAGUAUGAGGACUAUUCAGGGGACUUCCGACAGCUUCCAAAUAAAGUGUCCAGGCCUGAUAAAUUGGCUGUCCAUGUAUUUGAAGUGGAUGAAGAUGUCGACAAAGAUGAGGACACAGCCUCCUUAGGCUCCCAGAAAGGUGGAAUCACUAAACAGGGCUGGCUGUAUAAAGGAAACAUGAACAGUGCUAUCAGUGUCACCAUGAGGUCAUUCAAGAGGAGAUAUUUCCACUUGACUCAACUUGGAGAUGGUUCUUAUAACUUAAACUUCUACAAGGAUGAGAAGAUCUCCAAAGAGCCCAAAGGAACUAUUUUCUUGGACUCCUGUAUGGGUGUGAUUCAGAACAACAAGGUUCGAAGGUUUGCUUUCGAGCUUAAGAUGCAGGAUAAGAGCACCUACCUGCUGGCUGCAGACAGCGAGGCAGAGAUGGAGGAAUGGAUCAACACGCUCAAUAAGAUCUUGCACAGUAGCUUUGAAAUCGCCAUGCAGGAGAAGAGAAAUGGAGACAUUCAUGAUGGUAUGUGUGCGUUUUUUGCGGUUCAGUUUAGGAAAUGCUUUCCUUCUCCGCAGAGCACAAGAGAUAUAGAGUCUAGGAUGAAGAAUGAAACCAGGCUGAAGCUGUUCACGCUGGAUCCGGACACACAGAAACUCGAUUUCUCAGGAAUAGAGCCAGACGUGAAGCAGUUUGAGGAGAAGUUUGGCAAGCGUGUGCUGGUGAACUGCAACGACCUCUCGUUUAAUUUGCAAAGCUGCGUGGCCGAGAACGAGGAAGGGCCAACAACAAACGUGGAGCCAUUCUACAUCACCCUGUCGCUGUUUGACAUCCAGAAUGGCAGAAAAAUCUCCUCUGAUUUCCACGUUGACCUAAACCACCCCUCUGUCAGGGGCAUGAUGCCCAAUAACAGCAGUCAGUAUAUGAACGGGGGAGGCGAUGGCCGACCCGACAGCCAGCGGUUGAUCCACGGGAUGCCAGAAGCAGCCAUGCAGUAUCCCAGACAGGGAGUGUUUUCGGUAACAUGCCCACACCCAGAUAUCUUCCUGGUGGCCCGCAUAGAGAAGGUCCUUCAGGGGGGUAUCAACCACUGUGCCGAGCCAUACAUGAAGAGUUCAGACUCCACCAAGGUGGCACAGAAGGUCCUGAAAAACGCCAAGCUGGCAUGCAACCGGUUAGGCCAGUACAGGAUGCCUUUUGCCUGGGGAGCAAGACCUUUGUUCAAAGAUGCUUCAGGGACUCUUGACAAAACUGCUCGCUUCUCCGCUCUAUACAGACAAGACAGCAACAAACUGUCCAACGACGAUAUGCUCAAGCUGCUGGCUGAUUUCAGGAAGCCGGAGAAGAUGGCCAAGCUGCCUGUAAUCCUAGGAAACCUCGAUGUUACCAUUGACAACGUAGCCCCAGACUUGUCAAAUUGUGUUACCUCAUCCUACAUCCCUGUGAAGCAGUUUGAUGUCAGCGAGAAGAGCAACAUCUUCGUUGAAGUGGAGGAGUUUGUGCCGUGCAUUGCCAAAUGUUCUCAGCCUUUCACCAUCUACAACAAUCACCUCUAUGUCUACCCGAAGCACUUGAAAUACGACAGCCAAAAGUCAUUUGCGAAGGCUAGAAACAUAGCUGUCUGCAUCGAGUUCAGGGACUCGGAUGAGGAAGAGGCUGUAGCACUUAAGUGCAUCUACGGCCGGCCUGGAGGACCCUUGUUUACCAAAAAUGCCUUUGCCUCAGUGUUACAUCACCAGCAAAAUCCUGAAUUCUACGAUGAAUUUAAGAUUGAGUUGCCAACCCAGCUCCACGAGAAGCAUCAUCUUCUCUUCACCUUCUAUCACGUCAGCUGCGAUAGCAACAGCAAGGCCAGCACCAAAAAGAGAGAGCAGGUUGAGAUGCAAGUUGGUUACGCCUGGCUCCCGUUGCUGAAGGACGGUCGGGUGAUCAUGAAUGAGAGUCAGAUCCCGGUUGCCGCCAACCUACCUGCCGGAUACCUCAGCUGUCAGGAGGGUGCCAGCAAGCAUUUGGGUCCUGAAGUGAAAUGGGUGGAUGGAGGAAAACAGUUAUUCAAAGUUUCCACCCACCUUGUGUCCACUGUCUACACUCAGGAUCAGCAUUUGCACAAUUUUUUCCAUUACUGUCAAACCAUUGCAUCAGGCGCCCAGGCGUCAGGAGGAGAGCUGGUCAAAUACCUGAAGAGUCUGCAUGCCAUGGAGAGUCACGUGAUGAUUAAGUUCCUGCCCACCAUCCUCAAUCAGCUGUUCAGGGUGCUAACCAGUGCCACCCAGGAAGACGUGGCAGUCAACGUCACCAGAGUCAUGAUUCACGUUGUGGCGCAGUGCCACGAGGAAGGUUUGGAGCACUACCUUAGAUCUUACGUGAAGUAUGUCUUCAAGACUGAGCCAUACACGUCCUCCACCACCCGAACGGUGCACGAGGAGUUGGCUAAAGCCAUGACUGCAAUCCUGAAGCCUUCCACUGACUUCCUCACAAGUAACAAGCUGCUCAAGUACUCCUGGUAUUUCUUCGAAGCCUUAGUCAAAUCCAUGGCUCAGUACUUGAUUGAGAGCUGUAAAGUAAAGCUGUCCAGGAACCAGCGCUUCUCUGCAUCGUUCCAUCACACUGUGGAGACCUUGGUCAACAUGAUCAUGCCACACAUCACGCAGAAAUACAAGGACAACCUAGAUGCUGCCCGGAAUGCCAACCACAGCUUGGCAGUCUUCAUCAAGCGUUGUUUCAACCUGAUGGACAGAGGCUUUGUGUUCAAGCAGAUCAACAACUAUAUCAACUGUUUUGUGCCUGGAGACCCAAAGACUCUGUUUGAGUUCAAGUUUGAGUUCCUGCGAGUCGUGUGCAACCACGAGCACUUCGUCCCUUUAAACCUGCCCAUGCCGUUUGGAAAGGGACGGAUUUUGAGAUUUCAAGACCUCCAGCUGGAUUACUCGCUGACGGAUGACUUCUGUAAGAAUCACUUCCUGGUUGGACUGCUGCUCAGGGAAGCCAGCGCAGCUCUGCAGGAGUUCAGGGAGAUUCGUCAGAUUGCCAUCCAAGUGCUGAAGAGCCUCAUGAUGAAGCAUGCGUUUGACGAUCGCUACACCUCAAAAAGCCAGCAGGCCAGGUUAGUCACCCUGUACUUGCCCUUGUUUGGUCUGCUCCAAGAAAACGUCAACAGGCUAAAUGUGAAGGAAGUGUCGCCGUUCACCGUCAACCACUGCACCAGUAAUGGAAGAGAUGAUUCUCUCCAUACCAACACUUUGAUGACACCUCCGAGGUCGAGCACCUUUCUGGACACCGGCUUCCACAAAGAUGUUUUUGGAGCCAUCUCUGGCACCGCUUCACCUCAUGCGGCGUCCACCCCCAACAUUAACUCUGUGCGCCACGCCGACUCUCGUGGAUCGCUCAUCAGCACUGAUUCUGGGAACAGCCUGCCUGAGAGGAACAAUGACAAGGGCAGUUCCCUUGACAAGAACCAACCUGCCUCGACUCUGGGAAGCCCGCUGUUGCGAUGUGAUAAACUGGACCAGGCAGAGAUCAAGAGCCUCCUCAUGUGUUUCUUACAUGUGCUCAAAAGCAUGUCUGAGGAUGCUCUGUUCACAUACUGGAACAAGGCAUCAUCUUCUGACCUGAUGGACUUCUUCACUUUAGUCGAAGUGUGCCUCCAUCAGUUCAGAUACAUGGGAAAGAGAUACAUUGCAAGGAACCAGGAUGGGGCAGGACCUGUUGCACAUGAGCGGAAGUCUCAGACUCUUCCUGUGUCCCGUAACAGGGCGGGAAUGAUGCAUGCCCGCUUACAGCAGCUCAGCAGCCUGGAUAACUCAUACACAUUUAACCACACCUACAGUCACUCGGAUGCUGACGUGUUAAAUCAGUCACUGCUGGAGACCAACAUUGCCACUGAAGUCUGCCUGACCGUCCUGGACACACUCAGCAUCUUCAUCAUGAGUUUUAAGACACAGUUGUGUGCUGAUCACGGCCACAGUCCACUGAUGAAGAAGGUGUUUGAUGUCCACCUCUGCUUCCUGCGGAUCAAUCAGUCAGAAACGGCCCUCAAGCAGGUCUUCACUUCACUGCGCACCUUCAUUUACAAGUUCCCGUGCACGUUUUUUGAAGGGCGUGCAGACAUGUGUGCUGCUUUCUGCUAUGAGAUAUUGAAAUGUUGCAACUCCAAGCUGAGCUCCAUUCGCAGCGACGCAGCCCAUCUGCUCUAUUUUCUCAUGAAGAGCAACUUUGACUACACUGGUCGCAAGUCCUUCGUCCGGACACAUUUACAGGUUGUGAUUGCUGUCAGUCAGCUGAUAGCAGAUGUCAUUGGUAUAGGAAGUACUCGCUUCCAGCAGUCUCUGUCAAUAAUCAACAACUGUGCUAACAGUGAUAAAACUAUCAAGAACACAGCUUUCCCAUCGGAUGUGAAAGACCUGACUAAACGCAUCAGAACAGUGUUGAUGGCCACAGCACAGAUGAAGGAGCAUGAGAGAGAUCCAGAGAUGCUGGUGGACCUGCAGUACAGUCUCGCAAAGUCUUAUGCCAGCACACCUGAGCUGCGCAAGACCUGGCUUGACAGCAUGGCCCGAAUCCAUGUGAAGAAUGGAGACCUGUCUGAGGCAGCCAUGUGCUAUGUUCACGUUGCAGCACUCGUGGCAGAAUACCUGCGGAGAAAAGGCAUGUUCAAGCAAGGCUGCUCGGCGUUUCGUGUUGUGACUCCAAACAUCGACGAAGAAGCCGCAAUGAUGGAGGACGUCGGAAUGCAAGACGUCCACUUUAAUGAAGACGUCUUAAUGGAGCUUCUAGAGGAGUGCGCAGAUGGGCUGUGGAAAGCAGAGCGUUACGAGCUCAUCUCUGACAUCUACAAGCUCAUUAUCCCCAUUUAUGAGAAGCGGAGGGACUUUGAGAAACUGGCUCACCUGUAUGACACGCUGCAUCGAGCGUACAGCAAGGUGACGGAGGUCAUGCAUACUGGGAAGAGGAUGCUGGGCACGUACUUCAGAGUGGCUUUCUUUGGCCAGGCAGCGGGCUUCUUUGAAGAUGAAGAUGGGAAGGAGUAUAUCUACAAAGAACCCAAAUUCACGCCUCUUUCAGAGAUUUCUCAGCGGCUCCUCAAGUUAUACUCUGAUAAGUUUGGUCAGGAGAAUGUGAAGAUGAUUCAGGACUCUGGGCGGAUCAACCCCAAGGACCUGGACUCAAAGUACGCGUACAUCCAAGUGACACAUGUGACUCCAUACCUGGAGGAGAAGGAGCUGGUUGACAGGAAAACAGACUUUGAAAAGAGCCACAACAUCCGUCGAUUUGUUUUUGAGAUGCCUUUCACCAUUUCGGGCAAAAAGCAAGGCGGUGUGGAGGAGCAGUGCAAACGCAGGACUAUACUUACCACCACUCAUUGUUUUCCAUAUGUAAAGAAACGGAUCGCGGUGAUGUAUCAACACCAUACUGAUCUGAGCCCCAUCGAGGUUGCCAUCGACGAGAUGAGCAAGAAGGUGGCUGAGAUCAAACAGCUGUGCUCCUCCAGCGAGGUGGACAUGAUCCGUCUGCAGCUCAAACUGCAGGGCAGCAUCAGCGUCCAGGUAAAUGCAGGACCUCUUGCGUAUGCCAGAGCUUUUCUCGAUGAUACAUGUGCCAAGAAAUAUCCUGAUAACAAGGUCAAACAGUUGAAAGAGGUCUUCAGGCAUUUUGUGGAUGCGUGUGGCCACGGUUUGGGCAUUAAUGAACGACUGAUCAAAGAAGACCAGCAGGAGUACCACGAUGAGAUGAAGGCCAACUACAGAGAACUAGCCAGAGAGCUGUCCAUCAUCAUGCACGAACAAAUCAUUCCAGUGGAGGAUGGCAUGAAAAGCGUUCUCCCAGACUCGCUUCACAUCUUUAAUGCCAUCAGUGGCACACCAACCAGUGCCACCAUCCAGGGCAUUCCCAGCUCAUCCUCUGUGGUUUGAUGUCAGCCUGGGUGAACCUCAGAGCUGCCUAAGCCUGCCAACGCAGGCAUACCAGUGAUGCCAUAUUAUCACUCCAGAACUUAAUCCUGCUUCUCAGCCUAGAGAGAAACUGAUGGGAAAAACAGACAAGUCUCAUUUUUCUAUUUUCUGUCUGGCCACCGAAGACCAAUAUGAGCAAGGCACUGGACCUGUUUAACGUGGAUAAGGGGGCAUGGUGGCUGUGUGAUGGAGGUGGUGGGGGGAGGACAAAGAUGAGACUCUGUGCAGCAGAGAUGACAGGACACGGACUUUUUUCCUCCUUUAUGAUGACGUGAUGCUUGAUAAGACAUAACCUGUCUUGUCUUUACGUGUUUCUACCUGAAAAGACUGAGCAGUGUUUUCUUUAAAAACAUUCCUGUUGGGAUUUUUUUAAUAUGCAUGUCACUACAUUACACCUACACUCUCCCAACAGUCCAUUUUUGUUUAUUUUGAUAAUGUUUCACAAUGUUUUUUAUGGACAAUAUUUCACUUUUAUAAGCGACUGUAUUGAUGUCUUGAUUAAUGGUAUAUGCUGCAUACAUCAGUGCUCCUCUCCCUGUACAUGAAGGUAUAUUUCUAGAAAAAUGCAAUUUUGGAAUAAGGGCCUGCUACGAUGUAACAUUAGCAUUCAACCUUAAAUCACUUUGAUGUCUUAGAAUGGGAGAGUUUUAAAGUAUUUAAAGCCAUUGCAUACAAAAAGGUAUAUUCCAAGUUGUGUAUUAAUGUGUAUAUAAAACAAGGAGUGUGUGCAAUAUUUGCAAAGUAUCUUGCUGUGUGCGGCUCAUACACUGUAAAGAUUACGUUCACCUUCUUGCCAAAGCGAUGAGGUGUUGGGAAAGGACGCCUACUGUGCAAGUAAUAUGAAAAUUUUAUCAUUUUAUGUUCCAGAAAUUGUCUUUUAUUUGGGCAGAAAUGUUUUUUUUAACUUUAUUUAACACAAGUCACUGUUCUGCUGUAAACAAAGACGUUCCCUAAUGCUUUUAAAUAAAAUACACUUAUUUCUCUGCAUUUGCAUCCAUAGGUCGUUAUUUGUUUUACUUGGUGGUAUUUUGUGGUAUUCUCGCACUUGGCUCGCUUGUGAAAUAAGUGGGAAAUAAACCUUAUUAUUCUCAGGGAUCAUUGCUGACUCCCUAGCUCCCAUAUCUCAUGUUCCCACCCAUCAUAAAAAUAAUACAGUCGGCAGUGUGAAAAGCUGAUCAAGGGUUAAUAAAAAGCAAUAUUACAGGAAACAUUCCCACUCCCACUAGUGAACAGAGAAAGAUAAAUGAUCUGCUCCCUGCAGGAAGCUUAAAGGGAUUUUAUGCUAUAGCAGAAAGCACGUGAUAGCUUCACAUCAUGGCAGGUAAGACUAAAAUAAAUGCAUUAUUAUGUACUCUUUCAUUUUAAUUCACAGAACACAAAUAUUCUGCUGCACAACAUGAAAAUGUGCACUGAGGGAGAAGUUAACAGAAAGAAAACAAGUUCCAUGUUCUUAACUUAAAAACUUAAACUCUUGAACUCUUCAUUCUGUAACAGGUGAAUGCACCUGUCAGGACAGAUCCCAAACAUAUUAGGAUCUCAGAUUUAUUUAUUAAUGCAAUUUGCACUACUGUCUUACACAGUUUCAAUCUUAUUUUUACAGUUUUUCUUUUCUUUGUUUAUUUUUUUUCUAUCACCAUUGUGUACCUAUAUUUACCAGGUGCCAGUAACACCUUUUUUGUUAACUGCACUGUUUUUUUUAAUAGAAUGUACUAUUUUUAUUCUUUAUCCUGCUACUGUAACA
This is a messenger RNA of Neolamprologus brichardi, 8528 nucleotides long. NCBI's taxonomy places the organism in Eukaryota, Metazoa, Chordata, Actinopteri, Cichliformes, Cichlidae. The record is from RefSeq and is a predicted model, not a curated record.